Maylandia zebra (zebra mbuna) is the source of this 615-nucleotide messenger RNA. The record is from RefSeq and is a predicted model, not a curated record. Lineage: Eukaryota; Metazoa; Chordata; Actinopteri; Cichliformes; Cichlidae.
AUGGACUCCAGUUUGGCGUUCACAUCAUCCCAGCAGCGGCUGCACUCCCUCGACAAUGCCAGCAGCCGAGCCUGCAGGGUGCCCUGGAAGAGCCAGGGUAAUGUUCGACUCCUCCUGGUGGCAGGAGCUCUGUGGAGGUAUUUCAUCUCCAAAGGCAUUGAGUAUCUGGACACUGUGUUUUUCAUCCUGAGGAAAAAAUUUAACCAGGUCACCUUCCUGCACGUCUACCAUCAUUGCUCCAUGUUCACGCUCUGGUGGAUUGGCAUCAAGUGGGUGGCAGGAGGACAGUCAUUCUUUGGUGCACAUAUGAAUGCGAUGAUCCAUGUCCUGAUGUACCUGUAUUACGGUCUUGCCUCCUGUGGACCUAAGAUCCAAAAGUACCUGUGGUGGAAGAAGUAUCUGACAAUUAUCCAGAUGAUUCAGUUCCAUGUCACCAUCGGUCACACGGCCUUGUCUCUCUAUCUCUAAAGACAGAGCACAUAUCUGAACCACUGGAACACAGAGGUAAUAAAGCCACAUCUUUACCAUGAAGCUACCUUUGGCUCUGGUGUUUGCACUCACCCUCCCCAUCAUCAGGGCUCAGGUUCCCCACUGGGGCCCGUGUCCAGAGCCUGC